AUGCUCCUGGGAGAGGAGCCCCUGGGCGAAGGCAGCUUCGGUCUUGUCUGGCGCUGCCAGCGCUGGAAGUGUGAUGGAGAUGCCGCAGCAGGCUGCGAAGAGCGCGCCGCCAAACGCAUCGCCAAGGCUCGGCUGGCUCCCCGGGACGUGCGGAACCUGUUCGGCGACGGGAAGCUUGAGGGAGAGAUCAAGAUGCACUUGGGCCUGACACACCCGCACGUCGUUAAGCUGUACGAAGUCUUCGAGGAUGCUGACGUGGUGUCACUGGUCAUGGAGCGCUGCAAUGGCGGCGACCUCUUUGAUCUCAUUGCCUCGCAUGCCGACAAAGGUGGAUUGACGGAGACUUGUUCCGCACGAGUGCAAGUGCAUCUGCUUUCUGCCCUGGCAUUCCUCCACGAUAUCCCAGUGGUUCACCGCGAUGUGAAGUGUGAGAACGUGCUGCUCUCGCAGAAAGGAAUCCCGCCGGAGCAAAAUACCUACAAGCUCUGCGACUUCGGCUUCGCUGCGCGACCAGAACCUCCGGAAUACCGGCUGAGCACGCGCAUGGGCUCCCCAGACACCGUCGCGCCAGAGGUCGUACGUGGCCAGGCGUACUGGACACCAGUCGACUGCUGGGCAGCAGGUGUGCUCUUGUACAUGUCCCUGAGCGCCACACCGCCCUUCUAUGCCACUUCCGAUGCAGAG
Molecule: messenger RNA, 684 nt
Organism: Symbiodinium necroappetens
Lineage: Eukaryota; Dinophyceae; Suessiales; Symbiodiniaceae
Source: the annotation of a GenBank genome assembly